Molecule: messenger RNA, 561 nt
Organism: Ruditapes philippinarum (Manila clam)
Lineage: Eukaryota; Metazoa; Mollusca; Bivalvia; Venerida; Veneridae
Product: universal stress protein Sll1388-like
Source: RefSeq, a predicted model, not a curated record
AAAACACGAACUACGAUACUGUGUGCAUAGAUAAACUUUGAACAUGUUCUACUUUGAGUAAAACAUUUGUGAUAUAUCUAUGUAAAAUAGUGUUAAGAGAUAUAGGCAUUUCUAAACAGAAUAUUUGUGUAGAUAGCUUAAUUUAAUCUAAAUAUUCAAAUCUAGUUGACAGUAUGACCUAUUUUAUCAGAGUUAUCAGCUGAGAGUUUUGCCCUGUCGUUCAUUUAAGGGCAUGAUUUAAUAUUUUACAGUGUUUCUUCAUUCAUACGAAAUAUAAAAAAUUGAACAAAAAUGGCUGACGGAGAAACGAGAAUAAUGAUUUGCAUGGAUGGAAGCAGAUUCUGUGACUAUGCCUUUGAUUGGUACUUAGAAAACAUCAAGAAACCAAAGGACUAUGUCAUUCUGUUUCACAGUGUAGAAUUCCAUACACUAACUACAAUGCCUAUGGGUGUAGGGGCAGCCGAUUUACUCACAACGAUGAUUCAGGAAGAAAAAGCGCACGCGGAAAGAUACCUGGGACAACUAACGCAGAAAAUGAAAGACGCGGGUCUUCAUGGGAAG